Mercenaria mercenaria is the source of this 1989-nucleotide messenger RNA. RefSeq lists its product as uncharacterized. The transcript has 2 exons. Lineage: Eukaryota; Metazoa; Mollusca; Bivalvia; Venerida; Veneridae. Bases 82 to 1791 code for a protein of 569 amino acids. The record is from RefSeq and is a predicted model, not a curated record.
UUAAAAUAUCAAUAUGAUUUUCUUUUGCCUUGCUACAGUUUAGAUGAUAGCAUCUAUUUUGUGAAUUAACACGUUGGUAAAAUGGAGAAUAAAAGAUCAACUAAUUUCAAGCUGAAGAUCCUAAUCACACUUGCUGCCUUAAUUCUUGUAAUUGCCUAUAUGCGUGGUCAUUUCACCGAUAUACGCAGACAGAGCACAAGAUCUAGAUUCAACACUAUUGACAGAGACAGAGCCAGGUACAGUUUACCUGACAAAAAGCUGGACAGAACUUCCUGGGAUCAAAACUCAAACUUACAUAAAGACGAGUUGGACAAAAGCACUAGAGAUUUUGCCAAUAAAGAACCCAUUAAGACAAGACUACCGGUAGAUGACUCUGUUGAAAGAAAAAAGACCUGGUCUAAUGAAGCCAGUAACCUGGACACAGGCAAUAAAGAAAAGUCAGACACGUUUAAAACAAAUGGAACUUCAACACUAGAAAAGAAUAUGGAAAAAACUUUUCAAACUGAAGCAACAGACAAUGUGAAAACUGGAGUUACAAACAAAACUACUGCUGGUAGAAAAAAACUUAAUUUAAAGACAGUUACUAAGAUUGUAAUGGAAAUUCUGGAUCGACUUAAUAUAAAUUAUUCUAAUACAACAUUUGGUAGACAACAAGAAAAAAAUAAACUAUCACAUACUGCAGUUGGAAAUAUCUCUAAGGAGAUCUUGAGGCAAAACUUUUCCCGUAACGUUGCUAGAGCAGUGAUACGUGUUCUCACAAAAGGAGUUUCUGGCACUACACAUAAUUACACACUAGGAAAACAAUUAUGGACAGAUUAUGUGAAUAAUACUAAGCAAUCAAGGUUAAGCGGCAAAUAUGGGGAGCAGGGCCAGUUUAGAGACCCUUCACAGAGACCAAGAUACGAGGACAGAUACCACAAACUUGUUGGUUAUUACCCCCCUAAAAAGAUACAGGACAUUCCCCCAGAGAGACUGGACAACCUGGCAUUUAGAAACAAUGGUCAAAAGUUAGGUUACAGGGACAACCGACAACAGCUUGUACACAGCGAUAAUCAACUCAGGCCAAGGAUUAAGGAACAACUCCAACAAGGGUAUGUAGAUCAAACUCAGCCAGGCUAUAGAGCUCAAAGUCAGCCAGGGUAUAGAGCUCAAACUCAGCCAGGCUAUAGAGCUCAAAGUCAGCCAGGGUAUAGAGAAAAUCCUUUACCUGCCAGAAAUGGUGGCCAGCAGCCUAUGUACAGAGAUGAUCACGAGUCUUCAAAGUUAAGACAGAACCAACAGCGAAGGUUAGCGCAACCAUCCAUGUAUCAAAAAAGUGAUCGACAGCAAUCAAAAUAUGGGAACGAUCAACAAUUUAAAGACAGACGACAGCUGCCAGGAUACAGAAAUGAUCAACAAAUAAGAACUGUUGGGGAUUAUGCUCAACAACCAAUGCAAAGUGAUAUUCAGCAGAGAAAUCAGGCCAAUCCAAUAAAGAAGCGUUCAGCAGACAGAGAUCAACGUAAAUGGUACAGGGAUGGUACUCAGCUAAAAUUUCUGAUGGAUCACCCAGAGCAAAAACGCUCAGUAAAGGACACUAAAGAAACAGAUACGUUUGACAGAGAGCAGGAUAAGGAAGGAAAAAAAAUUGAUGAAAAACGAUCAGCAGACAAUAUGGAAGAGACAGAGAAUAUUGACAAAGUGCACGCACAGGAAGUCCAGAAAGUUGAUAAAAAACGAUCAGCAGAAGAUGUGAAAGAGACAGAGAAUAUUAACAAAGCGCAGGCACAGGAAGUCAAGAAAGUUGACUGAAAAUGACCACUGGACAAGCCACCAGCAAAAGCAUUAACACUUAAAAGGAAAUAAGGACAAGCAAAUUCGAUGAAUUGGAAUCCCCCGCCGAAAGGGUCAGAGUUGAGGAACGGCAAAAAAUAUAUCCAGCAAAAAGUUAAGAAUGUUACCAAGAAGCAAAUAAUUUCAUUAGUCAAAAUCAAAUUAAAAGAAAAUGAA